This is a messenger RNA of Daucus carota subsp. sativus, 1070 nucleotides long. Its product is annotated as (+)-borneol dehydrogenase 2. Gene Ontology annotation, molecular function: xanthoxin dehydrogenase (NAD+) activity. Bases 115 to 951 code for a protein of 278 amino acids. Gene Ontology annotation, cellular component: cytosol. The record is from RefSeq and is a predicted model, not a curated record. The transcript has 2 exons. Gene Ontology annotation, biological process: abscisic acid biosynthetic process. Lineage: Eukaryota; Viridiplantae; Streptophyta; Magnoliopsida; Apiales; Apiaceae.
AAAGUAAGGCGGGGCAUAUACGACAUUUCACGUACAAGUACACUCCAAAAGCUACUAAAAGCAGUGUACCGUGUACGUGACUAUGAAAUUACUAACAAUUGAGAACGUGCAAACAUGGAAUCUGACAGCGCUGCUCUCUCUUCUCUUUCAGCUCAAAGAUUAGCAGGAAAAGUUGCACUGGUCACUGGCGGUGCUUCUGGGAUAGGCGAGAGCAUUGUGCGACUAUUUGUCAGGCACGGCGCAAAAGUCUGUAUUGUCGACAUUCAAGAUGACAUUGGCCAACUUCUCUGUGAAACUCUUGGCGCAGACACAUGUUUUUACCACUGUGACAUGACGGUUGAAAAUGAUGUUUCUAGUGCAGUGGAUUUUACUGUUGAGAAAUUCGGGGUGCUCGAUAUUAUGGUCAACAAUGCGGGUAUAGUAGAUCCACCCUGCCCGGAUAUCCGCAAUACAGAUAUAUCAAUGUUUGAGAAGGUGUUUGCUGUGAAUGUGAAGGGUACUUUUCUAGGAAUGAAACAUGCAGCUCGCAUAAUGAUCCCUCGGAAGAAGGGAUCAAUAGUCUCUUUGAGUAGUGUAAGCAGCACGACGGGGGGUAUGGGCCCGCAUGCAUACACCGGUACUAAACAUGCUGUCUUGGGGCUAACGAAAAAUGUAGCAGCUGAGCUGGGAGCACAUGGAAUACGAGUGAACUGUGUUUCACCUUAUGCAGUUGCGACGCCAAUGGCUUUUGGCCACUUACCGGAGAAGGAAAGGACAGAGGAUGCUGUGGCAGGUUUUCGAGCUUUUGUUGCAAAACCAGCUAACCUUCAAGGCGUGGAGCUGACCACGAAUGACGUAGCAAAUUCUGUAUUGUUUUUAGCGAGUGAUGAAGCAAGGUACAUAAGUGGGGAGAAUCUUAUGAUUGAUGGAGGUGUUACAUGUGUGAAUCACUCACUUGGUGUAUUCAGAUGAGAUAGAUUGUGUUUCAAAUUUUUAACAGGUGGCAAUGGUGUGUUGUUUCACCUGGGAUAUGCGCUACGCGAUGUUAAAUCUAUGUUUUGCAUUCAAUUUCUAAAUUCUUAUUAGUUUCA